Raphanus sativus (radish) is the source of this 891-nucleotide messenger RNA. RefSeq lists its product as uncharacterized. Bases 1 to 798 code for a protein of 265 amino acids. The transcript is spliced from 2 exons. Lineage: Eukaryota; Viridiplantae; Streptophyta; Magnoliopsida; Brassicales; Brassicaceae. The record is from RefSeq and is a predicted model, not a curated record.
AUGUCUGUGAUUUGUCUCCUUGUGUCUCCCCCUAACGUAUCCAUGUGGUCGUCCUCCUCACCUCACUAUACUCCGGAGUUUAUAGGUAGAAGAUAUGGUUUAGAGGCGGUUUCAAAGACUGAAUCACCACCGUUGAUCGGACCUCGUAUCUCUUUCUCAGACGGUGGAGAUUUCUUCUGUAUCAGCCCUGUAACAUGUAAAGAGCUAGAGAAAGAAGUCGUCAAAGGGUCAGUGAAAGUCUCCGACUUUGAGUUCUUUUCGGAGAAUGCGAGUCCACAGAGGAUGCACACCGCCGACGAGCUCUUCUCCGAAGGAAAGUUGAUUCCUUUCUGGCAAGAAAAGCACUCGGAGAAGCUUAAAAACGUUAACUUGAGGACCAACGAAGAAGAAGAAGAGAAUCGUAAAGUGGAAGUGAUGAAGAAGAAUCAAGAUCAUGAGAAUAACAACAAUAGGAACAGAGUGAGCUGGUUAAUAGAUGAAGAUCCAUCUCCUCGUCCUCCGAAAUGCACAGUUCUUUGGAAAGAGCUUCUGCGUUUGAAGAAACAGAGGAGCUCCAGGUCGUCUCUGUCUCCGUCGUCGUCCACGUCAUCAUCGAGCUCGCUGGAGGAAGCGGCGGCGAAGAGAGAGGAGAAAGAAGGUAAGAGAGGUAAGAAAGGAUUAGAGAGGACGAGAUCGACGAGUAUGAGGAUAAGGCCGAUGAUGCAUGUUCCUGUUUGCACUCCUUCUAAAUCCUCUGUUCCGCUGCGUCCUCUGUUUCCGCUUGCUCUUAGGAAGAACAGAGUAGAGAAAAUCACUUGAAAAGUUGGAAUCUUUUGAUUUGACACAUCUUAUUAUUGGUUGAUUAGUUCGGAUUAUCAUGUGAUAUGUAACUCUAAUGCAUGUGAUUAAGCA